Molecule: messenger RNA, 1686 nt
Organism: Bipolaris maydis ATCC 48331
Lineage: Eukaryota; Fungi; Ascomycota; Dothideomycetes; Pleosporales; Pleosporaceae
Product: major facilitator superfamily domain-containing protein
Biological process (GO): transmembrane transport
Cellular component (GO): plasma membrane
Molecular function (GO): transmembrane transporter activity
Source: RefSeq, a predicted model, not a curated record
AUGGAUAUCGAAUCCAAGCCGCACGUCUCACUGAUCGCAGCCGUGCAAACAUCCCAAAGCGGUGCCAAGGAACCUCUAGAGUCCUUUGGAUCCUCGAGAGAAUCAGAUAAGCAUAUUGAAGGCAACGCUUUGUUGAUAGACCGACUUGGCAAUGUCCGAAAGCUGCCUAUACCAUCGCAAGAUCCCAAUGAUCCUCUCAAUUUCCGGCCAAGGGAAAAGUGGGCUGUCAUCUUCAGUUGCUGCUGGUUCUCUCUGGUUAGCCUCGCACUUGCAGGUGGCUUAGGCUCCUUCUUAAGCGUGUUCUUCAAUAUGUAUAUGCCCCAAGGAUACGACGCACAACAUAUAGCCUACCUACUCACAAUACCGAAUCUUGCAAUUGGACUUGGAAACUAUAUCAUUCUACCCGUGUCGAUGGCAUACGGCCGCAGACCAGUAUUUCUUGCGUCGACUAUUAUCCUGUUCGUGGCAACGAUCGGUGCCGCAGUGCAGAGUGACUAUAGCAGCCAUCUAGCUACUCGGACUCUACAAGGGCUCGCAACUGGCGCGUCUGAGUCGCUAUUGCCUCUGAUGUUGACCGAAGUCACUUUUUUGCAUGAACGCGGUCGAAUCUUCGGCUUGUACUGGAUGAUACAAACCAUUUCCGCCGGUGUGUUCAACAUAUCAGCCAGCUACAUCAACGCCGACUUAGGAUGGCGUUGGUAUUAUUGGGUGUUUGCUAUCCUAAUCGGGAUAGGCCUUGUUGUAGCCUUCUUUUGCGGAUUCGAGACACGCUUUAGCCGGCCUGCGACAAGCAUCGACGGAGUUGUCAUCUUCACGGAUGAAUUUGGUGUUACGCAAGUUGUGCCCGACGAUCAAGCCCAGGAAUAUCUCGGCCAGGCCAACAGACAGGUGUCGCAAGAUGCACAGGAUGAGCCAGCUACCCGAACCAUGUACGUACAGAAACUGAUGCCUUGGUCAAAGCCACACUCACGACCUGCGUACAUUAUUCUAAUGUCAUGGGUACGCAUGGCACAAAGUUUGACGUCGCCAGCCAUUCUAUAUGUGGUUUUGGUCACAUCUAUCACGCUCAGCUGUGUGGUGGACAUGUCAUUGACUUACGAUACCGUCCUGCAGGCCAAAGGCUGGCUACCCAAAGACAUCGGUCUCAUCAACAUUGGGUCAAUUGUAGGCGGUAUACUUGGCUCAGCUUACUCUGUUCUGCUAGGCGAGCGUCUGGUACUUUGGAUGGCGCGGCGUGACCACGGCGUCCAUAAACCCGAGCAUCGCUUGGUAGUGCUGGUGCUGCCUGCAGUAAUUGCUGUGGGCAUGUUGAUCACAUAUGGCUUCACUGCCGGCGGCAAAACUAGCUGGUGGGGCCCUGUGCUUGCGUAUACUUUCUUCUCCACCACGUGGGUGACUGUUCUGAUCGUAUCUACGACAUUCGCUUCUGAAGCUAAUCCGAGACAUCCGGGUCCUGCAUUAGUGAUGGUGGUAGGCACAAAGAAUAUUGUCUCUUUUGGCUUCACAUAUGGUCUGAAUCCCAUGUUGGACAAGGGCGGAUACUCAUAUGCAUUUGGAGUCUUAGCUGGCGUUCUUGCGGCAUGUUUCGUUUUAGGAAUUCCCGUGUAUUAUCUCAACCCGAAGUGGCGAGCGUAUAUUAGUCGCGCAGGAAAGCAAAGAGGUGUAGUCUUGACUAACGAAGAAUGA